AGGGGCUGGCGCCAGAUUGGGCUGGCACCUACGCAAGGUCAGCACCAUCUUUUGGGCGUGCGGCUGCCUACACUGGGGCCAGGACCUACCACAGGCAAAAUUUGCUCUAUGAAAAAUUGAAGUUGAAGGAGAAGGAGGUUAUGUCAUUUCUGCAUAACUUAGAGAUGGAAAACAUUGAGGCCCGAGAGAACAACCAGGAACUCAAGAAGGAGAUAAAUUUCUAUCAUAACCUGCACAGCUGGCUCCUGAUGGAGAAGAAUCUUAUAAAGAAGAAGUUGAUGAUACUGAAGCAGGAGAGCAAGAAAGUUCAGGCUGAUUGGGCCAUCAUUCAUCAAUAUUUGGUGGACUUGAACCUGGUUGGUAAAGAUGAACAGGAGAAGACCAGCAACCUUGAGACUCAAGAACAUCAGAUAGGGACAAACAAUUCAGUCUCAGAAACUGCAAGAGAGCUGAGAUUGGCCACAGCCCAAGAAGAGAGCAUCCUGCAGAAUGAGUUGCCAUCCCAAGAGCCCCCUGCUGAGCACCAUCCCCAGCAUCCACAAUCUUCCUUGGAUAAAUCUUCUUCCAUAUAG
Molecule: messenger RNA, 572 nt
Organism: Mus caroli (Ryukyu mouse)
Lineage: Eukaryota; Metazoa; Chordata; Mammalia; Rodentia; Muridae
Product: disks large homolog 5-like
Source: RefSeq, a predicted model, not a curated record